Molecule: messenger RNA, 1212 nt
Organism: Penaeus chinensis
Lineage: Eukaryota; Metazoa; Arthropoda; Malacostraca; Decapoda; Penaeidae
Product: alpha-1A adrenergic receptor-like
Exons: 3
Coding region: 1-1212 (403 amino acids)
Biological process (GO): phospholipase C-activating G protein-coupled receptor signaling pathway; adenylate cyclase-activating adrenergic receptor signaling pathway; cell-cell signaling
Cellular component (GO): membrane
Molecular function (GO): alpha1-adrenergic receptor activity
Source: RefSeq, a predicted model, not a curated record
AUGUCCCCGGCCAACGUGACCUACUGGUUCCAGGGCCCGACCACUCUCAGGUUCCUCAAUACGUCCUGGAUCUUGGACGACGAGGAUGACUUCUACGACUACGACGACUACCAGAGCCUGCCCGAGAUCAACAUCACAAGGGCCGAGGGCGCCACCAAUGCCCUGGUGGAGGCGGCGCUCAAGACAGUGGUGCUGGCGAGCAUCGUGGUGCUCACCAUCGGCGGCAACAUGCUGGUGUUGCUGGCCGUCUACAUGUCCCGCAACCUGCGCUCCUCCACGCACUACCUGAUCGUGAACCUGGCGGUGGCGGACCUCCUGCUUGGAACGACCGUCCUGCCCUUCAGCGCCACCCUGGAGGUCUCCGGCAAGUGGUACUUCGGGCAGGUGUUCUGCGAGGUGUGGGCGACCGCCGACGUGCUCUGCUGCACCGCCUCCAUCUGGUCCCUGUGCGUCAUCUCGCUCGACCGCUACAUCGGCGUCACGAGGCCGAUGGCGUACCCGACCAUCAUGACGGAGCGCCGGAUGUGCGUGCUUAUCGCCGCCGUGUGGGCGCUGUCCAUCGUGAUCUCCAUCGGCCCCGCCUUCGGCUGGAAGACGCCCCCGGACCCCGACCCCACCGUGUGCACCGUCAACCAGGAGCUGGGCUACGUGCUCUUCUCCGUCACGGGCUCCCUUUUUCCUGCCCAAAAGGGCUGCAAACUUUGUGUGUACUGGCGCAUCUACCGCGCCGCCAUCCAGCAGUCCAAGUUCCUGGAGAGCGGCAUCAAGACCACGAAGACGUCCGUCACGCUCAGGGUGCACAAGGGGGGCGCCGGCCGCUCCGACGGCAAGCUCACGCUGAGGGCGCAUCGCGGGGGCAUGGGCGUGGGCAUCGCCGCUGGCAUGGCCGCUGGCCUCGCCACGGGCGUCGGGGGCCUCAACGGCCACUGCAUGGCUAAUGGACAGUCGAAGUCGCCCACGAAGGAAGAGGAGAAGGGCUUGGGAGGAGGAAACCGGGCGGGGGGGGCGGAGGGCGGCAAGGGGGGCAAGAAGGGCAAGGGCAGCCACCACGAGCCGGAGUCGCCGUCGUCGUCUCCGGAGCGCCGUCUGCCGGGGCCGCCGGGCAAGAUGGCCAAGUUCCGCAGGCAGAAGAAGGCCGCCAAGACCUUGGGGAUCGUCGUGGGCGUGUUCCUCCUGUGCUGGUUCCCCUUUUUUUCAUCCUUGCCGGUUUAA